Molecule: messenger RNA, 1920 nt
Organism: Siniperca chuatsi (mandarin fish)
Lineage: Eukaryota; Metazoa; Chordata; Actinopteri; Centrarchiformes; Sinipercidae
Product: lecithin retinol acyltransferase family protein
Exons: 2
Coding region: 24-665 (213 amino acids)
Biological process (GO): retinol metabolic process
Molecular function (GO): phosphatidylcholine-retinol O-acyltransferase activity
Source: RefSeq, a predicted model, not a curated record
GCACUUUGCUGCACGCUGCCAUCAUGUUUCUUUACCAACUAUUCAACUUUUUCUUUGUAGCUUCCAAAAAGGAGGAGGACUCUAAAUAUGACCUGUCCCUUUACAAGCAUGGAGAUUUAUUAGAAGUCCCGAGGACAUUAUUCACACAUUUCGGUAUCUACCUGGGUGACAAUCGUGUGGCUCAUCUCAUUCCGGAUAUCCUGCCUAUGAUUUCCAAGAAUAAAUCUGCAAUUGCCAAGAUGGUAACAAAUAACCGCCUACUGCUGGGGGUUAUCACUAAGGUUGCCAGCGUCAGAGUGGACUCUGUGGCAGAUUUUGCGUAUGGCUCAGAGAUUCUGGUCAACCACAUGGACAAGGUGUGCAGCCAGCCUCCUCUGGACGGGUACGAGGUGGCCAGAAGGGCUGAGAAACUCCAGGGCUCUGUCACCUACAGCUUACUGUGGUACAACUGUGAACACUACGUCAUGUACUGCAGAUAUGGCAUGGCCAUCAGCUACCAGACAUACCAGUUCUGCACAACAGUACGGAAGAUUGUUUGCAGCAGGAUGAGUUCCUGUUUGACUGCAUUGUGUGGUGUAGGAGCCAUGCUGUAUCUGGGCUGUGCGACACCACUGACAGUUUCAUCGACCCUUCUCAUCUCAUUCACCAUCUGGAUGGCAGCCUAGCGACCUCUGCAGAGACGGCUCAUGAGAAAAGACUAUAAUUAUAUUAUAUUAUAUUAUAAUAAUUCCUGUGGUUUAGCUGUGUGACUAAAGGCAUCGGGAAACAAAUGUGUUCAUGAUAAUAAAAAUGCCAGUAUUUUACUUUUUUCUUUUGGACAAUAGUUGAUUUUUUUAUAUAUCAACUGAUGUUUUAUUUCUCUUUGCCUUCGUCACUUUGUAAGAUGCCUAAUUUUGUGUUCACCAGGCUCUGAUAUUCAACAUCAAUCUAAUUUAACAGUAGCAGCUCAUAGAUUAGAACUGGACCUUGAGUCAACACAGCAGCACACUCUUGAGAUAAAGCUCAACGGAGAUAUUUUGAAAGAUGAGACUGACCUAUGGAUACAUAGUGUAGUAUGCAAGUGGAUGUUGUAGUAAUAUUGUACGGAAUGCUUUUGUCAUCAGUGUGAUACUAUACUUAUAUCAAGCACUAGCCAAAAGGUUGGCUUGGACAAAGUGCAUUAAGUUUCUUGUUAAAAGGUGUAAUAUGUAACUUUUACGCUCGUCUUGCUAAUGGACCUACCGAAUACAGGAGAUACUUAAUGUGGAGAAAUAUUAAAAACAACCAUGAAUUUCUGGGUGAUUAAUUAUUUCAAGAUAUAUUGUAAAUAUAUAUUAAUCCUGCUCCUGUGAGGGAAAACAUUAAAAAUGGUUUCAUGACCCAGAGGAGACACUUAAUGGUGAGCAAGGAACAUUAUUUAUAUAACAAAUCAAUAAAUCUUUAAUAUAGUUUGAUGGUGAUGGAUCUGUCUGUGCCUACAAAGCUAUUAAGUUUAUGUAAAUCCUUAAAUGGGAUGAAAUGGACUUCAAACUUAACUAAACAGUUGAAAAUUAACCUUUAAUAUCUGUUUCUUGAUAAUCUUGACACUUGAAGUUGCUUGAAGUCCUCCUGGAUCCAUUCUUCAUAUAUGUUACAAUCUAUUUAUAAUUUUGUCAUCCUGAUUGACCAUACUGUAAUUUUACUAUGUUGGUCUAUUCUGUACACACAACAUCUCUUGCCUGUCUGUCCGUGUUGGGAGAGGGAUCCUUCCACUGUUGCUCUUCCUGAGGUUUCUUCCAUUGUUUUACCCAGGUUUUUUUGGGGAGUUUUUCCUCAUCCAAUGCGAGGGUCUAAGGAUAGAGGCUGUUGUAUGCUGUACAGAUUGUAAAGCCCCUUGAGGCAAGUGUGUGAUUUGUAAUAUUAAGCUAUAUAAUUAAAACUGACAUGACUUGAAUCUUUUAA